CACAUGCUUGCUGCACAUGCUGCGUUAACGAGACAGCAAUAGCAGCCCAGCAUGUCGUUUGGAACCAUCUACACCCACAAUCCCAACCCCCGAACAUUCGCCAUUUUGGCCGUGGCGAAAGCCCAAGGCCUCAAGUUGGACAUUGUCUACGCAGACAAAAAGAGUAACCCGGAGAACUAUGAGAAGCUUCUCCAGAUCAACCCACUCGGCCAAGUGCCUGUCUUCGUAGGCGCAGAUGGCUCCGUGCUAACCGAGUGCAUUGCCAUCGCACUCUACAUCACAUCACAGAGCGACACCACGACCCUCCUCGGCGCCAACAGACGCGACUACUACAACAUCAUCAAGUGGAUGUCCCUGGCCAACUCGGACCUGCUGCCGGCCAUCGGGGGCGUCAUCCUCCCGCUCAUCGGCCGACCGUUGGACGUGCGCAAGGACACGCAGGAUUGUCUGCGUGCCUUCUACAAGGACUGCCGGCUGAUGGAGAACCACCUGCAGAAGAGCAGGUAUCUGGUUGGGGACCAGUUGACGUUGGCGGACCUGUUUACCGUGGGCAUGCUGGUCUUUGCCUUCAUGGUGUUCCACAAGGUGUUGCAUGUCGAGUAUCCGAGGCUGACGGAGUGGUUCAACGAGGUGUAUGAGAUGCCCAUGUUUAAGGAUGUUGCGGGGGAUUUGCACUUGUUGGACGUGCCUUUUCCGGCACUGCAAGAGGAUAAUUAAAGUAGCAUGAAUGUAGCCUCUCAAACCUUUGAC
This is a messenger RNA of Phialemonium atrogriseum, 750 nucleotides long. Its product is annotated as glutathione S-transferase. Lineage: Eukaryota; Fungi; Ascomycota; Sordariomycetes; Cephalothecales; Cephalothecaceae. The coding region runs from base 52 to 717 and encodes 221 amino acids. The transcript is spliced from 3 exons. The record is from RefSeq and is a predicted model, not a curated record. Gene Ontology annotation, cellular component: cytoplasm; nucleus.